GGCGACAUUUAGCAACCUCCAUAAUCUAGUCGUCAACCCCUUCCUCCAUCUCCCUCUCCGGCAACUCACCGCGAGCCUGGCCCCAGCUUCCUUACUCUCUCUCCGACGACUCCCCGCCAGCCCGCCCACCAUAUUCACCAGUCCCCUCCCCAUUGCAACCCACCACCUCCCCUCCCCGCCACAUCUCUCUCACUCCCUCCGCAACCCACCACAACCCGCCAGCCUGCUUGCACCGACCAACCUUCCGCCCGCCAGCUUGCGCCGACCAUCCCUCCCCCUCCCUCUCUCUCCGACCCUUCUGAUCCCGCUUUAUCUAUCUUCCCUUCCGUUCUUCUUCCACAGGUCUCUAUUUUGAUUUGUUAUUGGGCCGCUACUGUGGCAGUAGGGAGGAGGUUGAUGUUCAAUUUCUUUCCAAUCGGUUUGUGGCGUACAGAGAUGCGAGGGGUGGGGGUUUGAUAUGUAUUUUUUUGGGAUUAGUAUAUAUUUUUCGUUUAGUAUUGUUUUGCUACUUUUUUAUUGGUAUUGAUUAUCAUAGCAAUGGUAUUGUUUUUGUUGCAUUGGUAUUGUUUUUUGUCGCAAUGGUAUUGGUGUUUUGUGAAAUGGUAGUGUUUUUAUUUCUCGAAUGGUAUUGGUGUUUUUGCAAUGAUAGUGUUUUACGAAGUGGCAGUAGUUGUCUAAUGAAUUGGUAUUGAUUUCUUGUUUUUUUUUUGUUAUAAUGGUAUUUGUGUUUUUCGAAGUGUUAGUGAUUGUCUAAUGGAUUGAUAGUGAUUUCUUAUUUUUUCCCCAGAAAGAUUAAGAAAAAUAAGAAAAGAAAAUCUGGCUGGAGAUUACGGAAGUGAGAGAAAUAAAGAAAAUUAUAAUUAAAUUAAUAGAAUUUUGUAAUUGCCCAAAAUAUAUUUUAUUAAAAAAUUAAUUAAUACAAUUUUUUUUCAUACCAAUUUACGAGUGUUGUGAAAGCCGAGCCGGCUGGCCGGACCACCAAAACCGUCACGCGGCCAAAAAACUGGCUCAACUCAGCUAUUUAGCCGGACUGGUUCUUUGGGAUGGUCGGCGAGCGGCCGGAGCGGUUAACCGCUCGAGCCAUUCGCCCGGCUUUUCCCAUUGGGCCGGUUGGCUUAAUUAAAAAAAAAAACUAAAAAAUGAAAGAGGGGAGGAUCGGGCUCGGGCUGUCUGAAACUAACCCUAAUUCCAAAGUUCAAUUGUGCAGACUGAAAGAAGCCGCCGCUUCCUUCGCCUGUUCGCCAGUCCAAAUCUCCCCCGUGUCGUCGUUCCCCAUCGCCGGAAGCCAGUCCCCCGUCGCCAUCGUCGUCGUUCCCCGUAGGUCGCUCGUCGAUUUGGGGAAGCUAGCCCUUCGUCCCCCGUCGCCAUCGCGAGUCGCCAGCGACGAAACUGCUGCUCCUCUCCUGCACCCACCACUGCUGCCCUCCUCUGCACCGAUCUCUGCCGCACUCCCCUGCACCGUCCCCUUCUCCCACUAGGUAAGUGCUGCUGCCGUGAGUUAUUUAGUGAUUUAGAUUGAGUUAUUUAGAAGUAGAAAAUGUUAGAGGUUUUGAGUCAAAGUGAUGGAUGGUCUAAUGGCGGUGGUGGAGGGGCAAAUGUAUGUGAUGGGGCGUUCAUUCAUUCAUUAUCAUUAAGAACUUUCAGGAUGGUAGUGUUAGAUUUAUAAUUGUAUAUUUUUAAGACUUAAAGUGUAAUUUACUAAUUUAAUUAUGGUUUAUCAUUAUUAAGAAAGGUCCAAUAUUUAU
Messenger RNA from Linum trigynum, 1745 nucleotides. The record is from the annotation of a GenBank genome assembly. Lineage: Eukaryota; Viridiplantae; Streptophyta; Magnoliopsida; Malpighiales; Linaceae.